UGGCGCGUUGUCCCCCUUUGCCCUGCACUGGAGAGCCUGAAAGAUGCCUGCCAUCACCUAACAUUUUGAUGCUCGUUUUUAGAUCUUAACCUACGUCUAUUUCGAGCACGCUCCGUAUCAUCCCAUCGUUGAAUUGAGUACGUAACACCACAUUGCCGACGGGAUUGUGUCUAUGGAUACGUUUCUAUUUCCUGAUCCCAUAUUCUUUAUUCCUCGCAAUAUAGUCUGCAUCCACGUCUUCACCAUCGGGUUCAAAAUGGUGUCCCGCCUGAGUGGAAAUUACUUGGGAUUGAAAUUGAAAGUCACCCAUCUCGCUGUCGCGGGGGACAUGUUUUCUACGCUUUUGCAUUCGAUGUUCUUGAACAACCUCUACACGGUGGACCAGUCCUCAUCUUGGUGGGUCAUUCCCAUAUUCGGCGUGUUGUAUGGCAUCCAGCGCUUUAUCAUGAUCACAUUGAGAUUAACAAACCUAUGGCAAGCUCUUCGGAAACAUUUAUGGAAGACCAUGGUCAGCGGAUGGAAGAAACUUCAUCAAUCGCCGUCACCACCAACCGAAACGCCUAAUACCGCUCAACGAUCGGAGGAGCCUGACGGGUUAGAAGCCGGAACGAAUGUGCACCUGGAAAAUUUCAGCGAAGACGCGGAAGACGCCGCGUUUAGCUACCCAUUGCCAGACCUCGAAGCGCGGGACGUGGUAAACGCUGGCGCCGAUUCGGAUCUGGGUUCGAGACGAUAUUCGGAGGUGGGGACGCCGCCGCCACGGAUAUCUGUCAAAUCAUCCUCGUUCGAGGACCGCAAGAACCCUAGUCCCACGGCGGACAUUGUGGAAGGGUUCAGGUCGUUGCCCAGGCCGAGGGCGGACAGCAGCGCAUCGUUUCGGCCGAGAGCGGGUACUACCGGAGCCGACGCGCUGGCAAGACCCAGAGCCGAUAGCAGUGGGGCUAUGGCGUUAUCCCGGCGGAUGUCGAAUAGCAAUGGGACGGCGGGGGGAACAAUGCCGCGGAUUAUCCGCUCGGGACCGCUCACACCGAAACAGGGGCAAGGGUCAAACACUUCUGUCUCGACCGGCCAACGAAUGAACGCGUCGAAUGGCAACCCGCAGAUUGCCAAAACGCAGUUGGCGGCACCUGGCGAAUUCGAGCCGGAGAUUGCAGAGGAAGAGGAUCUCCGCGACAUCACGCGAAACGCGUCCGAAGCAACCCCGCAUCCCAACGGCAAAACAAAUCCACUGAGCCACCACCCCCGCCGCCCCUCCACCGCCUCCUCCCGCUUCUCAACCACCGAACCCCACCCCGACACCUGGCCCUCCUACGUCCACCUCCACCUCCUCUCCGAAGCCCACGGCUGCGUCGCCCGCGGCCUCACCAUAAUCGCCUUCAUCUCCUCCCUCCAGCUCCUCCGGUACGGCCCGAACGCGCGACACUACCAUACCCUCGCGCCGUACUUCAUCCACGACUCGGCAUACACCGCCAUUGUCACCCAGACGUGCAUCACCUUCGCGGCGGAGCUGGUGGCGAGUGCGUUGGGGCAUUGGUGGCUGUAUGCGACGACGGGGAUCACGGUGUGGCAAGAGUAUCGGAGGUUUGUCGGGAUGUAUCCGGAGGUGGCGGUGUUUGAGGCUUUGACGCUUUUCCAUGUGCUUUUGGAUUCGACGUUUAUGCUUAUUAAGUUGGAGUUUUGACUGCGAAAACCUAAACUCACGGAACCGCGCAAACGGAUCGGGACACUUGAUUGAGCGGUUGGAUGCGAGGGAUGCACAGAGGGUAGCGGCAGCGGAGUUCAUGCUAGGCACGAGUGAAAGUCAUAGCAGGGAUAGGACAGGUUUAGGACAUAUGUAGAUCAGCGGUAGGGCCUGAUAGGACAAAAUGAUGGAGGGCGGGAUGUAAGGAGGGGAUGCUUCAGCACUGUCAAUGAAAAACAGCGCAAGAUGGUGCAUGAGUACAAACCGAUGAGUACUUGGCGUCUCAGCGACUCGGAAGGGUUUGCUCUAAAGGACCUGAGGAG
Messenger RNA from Fimicolochytrium jonesii, 2004 nucleotides. RefSeq lists its product as uncharacterized. Bases 173 to 1681 code for a protein of 502 amino acids. The transcript has 4 exons. NCBI's taxonomy places the organism in Eukaryota, Fungi, Chytridiomycota, Chytridiomycetes, Spizellomycetales, Powellomycetaceae. The record is from RefSeq and is a predicted model, not a curated record.